Messenger RNA from Gloeophyllum trabeum ATCC 11539, 573 nucleotides. RefSeq lists its product as uncharacterized. The annotation marks the transcript as partial. NCBI's taxonomy places the organism in Eukaryota, Fungi, Basidiomycota, Agaricomycetes, Gloeophyllales, Gloeophyllaceae. The transcript is spliced from 4 exons. The record is from RefSeq and is a predicted model, not a curated record.
UUCGUCGAGAGGGGGACCACUGGGCUCCGAACAUGGCCUGCUAGCCUUGCUUUAGCUGAGUAUGUCUUGGCGCACAAAGACACCGUCUCCGGCAAACAUGUCUUGGAGCUUGGCUCUGGCGCUGGCUUCCUGGGUAUCAUCCUGGCCUCCAUCCAAGUUCUCCACAAUAAUAGGAGCUCAAGCCUACAUCUAUCCGACGUGAAUGAAGAAGUGCUGUCGCGCUGCCGAGAAAAUGUAGCUUUGCCCUGUAAUAUUUCGAGCCGGCACGGUAACGUGCACUACCACGCGUUGGAUUGGUCAAAUUCGAGAGACCCUGUUCUGCGGCCCUCUCUCAAAGAGCUUCUCGCAGAUACAGGCGCAGAACUAAUCCUAGGAGCAGACUUGGUGUUUGAUCCCGACCUCACCCCCUCUCUGGUAGAGACUAUCGAUUUGGCCUUGCAAGGCCGUGCUGGCAGUGUCGUGCCGGCUGCAACAGCAAUCAUAGCCUUGACUGUGCGCAGUGAACGGACAUACGAAGCAUUCGAGCGUCUGGCAGGUGAGUUGCGUUCAACCGCAAAGCUUAUGCCCUCCUGA